Molecule: messenger RNA, 1437 nt
Organism: Ceratina calcarata
Lineage: Eukaryota; Metazoa; Arthropoda; Insecta; Hymenoptera; Apidae
Gene: PSR
Product: bifunctional arginine demethylase and lysyl-hydroxylase PSR
Exons: 6
Coding region: 107-1285 (392 amino acids)
Biological process (GO): phagocytosis
Cellular component (GO): nucleus; cytoplasm
Molecular function (GO): histone H4R3 demethylase activity; P-TEFb complex binding
Source: RefSeq, a predicted model, not a curated record
AGGAGAAGCCAGUUACCAUUGAAUGACGUGUUACGCAUAUUUCUCGAUUGUAAAUUGUAAAUAUAUCGAAAGUAGGUUAAUUAGGUAACAUAAUAGAAGUGUAGCCAUGACUGAUGAAUUGAAAUUAGAUCACCGUGCAAAAAAGAGGAUCAAAGAGGUUAAACGAAAGGCGAGGCCAGAACUUGGUGAUAAAGCGACUUGGACCCAACAUGGCUACAGUAAAAAGUUCGAAUUGUUUUGGAAUUUUACCGACAAUGUAGACCGAAUUGAGGAAUCCAAAGUGUCUACAGAAGAGUUCAUAGAAAAAUAUGAAAAACCUUACAAACCUGUGAUAAUACAAGGUGUUCAAAAUGAUUGGAAAGCCCAAUAUAAGUGGACUAUAGAGAGGUUAAUAAAGAAAUACAGAAAUCAAAAGUUUAAAUGCGGCGAAGACAAUGAAGGAUACAGUGUGAAAAUGAAAAUGAAGUACUACGUGCGUUAUAUGCUUAAUAAUGAGGAUGACUCGCCGUUGUAUAUCUUUGACAGUUCCUUUGGCGAACAUCCUAGACGAAAAAAAUUGUUAGAAGAUUACGUUAUACCGAAAUAUUUUCGCGACGAUCUUUUUCAAUACGCCGGCGAACACCGCAGACCACCGUACCGCUGGUUCGUCAUGGGACCCGCGAGAUCCGGUACGGGCAUACAUAUAGACCCUUUAGGGACCAGUGCGUGGAAUGCGCUGAUCUCGGGACACAAACGCUGGUGUUUGUUCCCUACGCAUACUCCGCGAGAUCUCCUCAAAGUGACCGCGGCUGAGGGUGGCAAACAAAGAGACGAGGCUAUCACAUGGUUUUCUAUUAUUUACCCUCGUACGAAAUUGCCUACGUGGCCGCAAGAUUGUUUGCCUAUCGAAAUUUUACAAAAUCCUGGGGAAACGGUCUUCGUUCCUGGUGGAUGGUGGCACGUCGUUUUAAAUCUCGACGAGACCAUCGCGGUCACACAGAACUUCUGUUCGCGUACGAAUUUCCCAGUGGUAUGGCAUAAAACGGUGAGAGGGAGGCCAAAGUUAUCACGCAAAUGGUUAAAAGUACUCAGGGACAAAGAGCCAGAAUUGGCGGCUCUCGCUGAAACGAUAGACGUUAAAGAAGAUACGGGUGUUGCCAGUGAUUCUUCCAGCGGUUCGUCGAGUAGCUCUUCGAGUAGCAGUAGCAGUAGUCAGUCGCAUGACAGCGCGGAUGACAGUGGUCAAGAAUCAUUAACGACGCAUAAAAAGAAGAAGAGAAGAAAACUAAACAACAGCCAACCCUGACAAUAUCAAGCAUUUGGGACCUACAGAGACCUCAGACUGUACAGUAUUAACCAACAAUUAUUGUUUGUACUAAGAGUAAAUAUUAUAAUUAUUACCACCUUCAUGUUCAUAAUAAAAUAAAUGCUAGGUAAUACCAAAUUUGUUCUUAUUAA